CGGUGAUUGGUGGGCGGCCCAUUUGCCGGCGGGAACUUGUUGCCUUCCGGACGGUUUAUCCGGCGCACCCGGGCCGCGGGAAGUCCGUGUCCCGGGAAGCGGCCUCGGAUCCAUGGAGCAAAGCAAGACACAGUGUGCAAACAGGAAAAGGCCACAUGGAGACUAUGUGGCAGACCUCUCGGAGUUCAGUCUUUCAGUUCUCAAUGAGAUUAAGGAGCUAUUUAAUAAAAAGUUCACCUUUCAGAAGCUGGACGGCAACCAGUGGACUCUGCCUGAAGCCCACGACGUCCACACGGGGCAGGUCCAGUGGUCUGAGAAGCUGAAGUCUCUGAAGGAAUCGCUCAACGAUGUGAAGAACCAGCUGAGCGACAAGGAUCUGGAGAAGUGGCAUGAGCACACCAGCUUCACCAACUGGGCAGGGAAGGUCAUCCCGCACGUGAGGAGGGCGGUGAACGCCGAGCUGUGCACCCAGGCCUGGUGCAAGUUCCACGAGAUCCUGUGCACGUUCCCCUUGCUGCCAGUGAAGGCGCUUCAGGACGGGGAGCUGAACUCAGUGCACCUGUGUGAGGCCCCUGGGGCUUUCAUCACCAGCCUGAACCACUACCUGCGGUCCAACCACAUCUUGUGUGACUGGAACUGGGUCGCCAACACCCUCAACCCCUACCACGAAGGCAACGACACCGGCAUGAUGAUCAUGGACGAUCGGCUGAUCGCAGGCACACUGUCCUGGUGGUACUUCGGCCCGGACGACACGGGUGACGUGAUGGACCGGGAGUAUCUGGAGGGGCUGACGGAGUUCACUCGGAACAUGAAGAGUAUCCACCUGGUGACGGCGGACGGGAGCGUCGACUGCCAGGAGAACCCCGGUGAGCAGGAGGCGCUGGUGGCCCCCUUGCACUACUGUGAGGCCAUCACGGCCCUAAGGCUGCUGAGCCCCGGCGGCUCGCUGGUGCUGAAGAUGUUCACCUUGUUUGAGCGCUGUUCGGCUCACCUGCUCUACCUCCUCAACUGCUGCUUCCAGGAGGUCCACGUCUUCAAACCGGGCACCAGCAAGGCGGGCAACUCCGAGGUGUACGCAGUGUGCCUGGGGUAUGGGGGCCGGGCGACACUGGGGCCCCAUCUGGAGCGGCUGGAGGGUAGCUUCGGGCCGCAGGCGGCGCGGGAGUGGGAAUCGGCUGGCCUCACCCUCCCCCCAUCCUUCCUGGGCCAGCUGGAGGACUGCUGCGCCCUCUUCCACGGGCACCAGACCGCCACCAUCCGAGAGAACCUGCGGCUCUUCGGCGGGAUGAGCCCCCAGGAGGUGGGACUGCUGGUGGAGAGGCGGGAGUGCGCAGCCAGCUACUACCUACGCCACUUUGGCCUGCGGCCCCUGCCCCGCGACGCCUGGGUGCUGAGGCGGCCAGGCCGCGGGCUGGCGGGCAGGCUCUUUACCCAGCGCAGGAAGCAGCACGCAGGCUCCUACAACGAGAGGCAGGAACUGGCCCGGCAGGGCUGGCUGCAGAGGGUGCGCCGGGGCUACCUGGGGCCCGUGGUGGACACUCACUGGGGGGAGGGUCCCCUGGCUGGCCCCCACCUCCUGGAGGGGGCAGAGGAGCCCCCCGCCUGCGGCUCCUGGUACGUCCUGGAGGGCCGCAGGCUGAGCCGGCUGGCCAGCUCCCCCUUCUGCGAGCCGGAGCUGCUGCGGAGCCUGAAUGAGGCGCUGGCCGCCGGCGGGGGCUGCCCCCCGCCCCUCUGUGCUGCUUGCAGUUUCCCCUCCCUGGAGCAGCUGCUGUGGCAGCUGAGCCACCUCCAGGCCGGCCCCCUGGACUGCCUGGUGGUGGGGAUCCCGGCUCCCUCCCCGGCUCCCCGGGGACCCCCAGGGCUGUUGUUCCGGCACUGCCACACACCGCCUCCGCCAGCCGGGCCCCUCCACGACGGGGACCCAUGCUACCAGCGCUGGCUGCUGUCCGCCGUGCUGCGGGCGGCGACGGAGAGCGCCAAGCACGGCGCUGUCCUCCUCCCCCUCCUCUCCUCCUUCACCCGCUUCACCGCCGGCCUGAUCUUCGCGCUCUGGCAUUGCUUCCGCGCCCUGUCCUUCACCUGCCCCGGCUCCCCAGGCCAGCCGGCCACCCUGCUGUGCGUCGGCUUCCGCCGCCCCCCAACCCGGCUGCUGGAGUUCCUGCAGGAGCUGAGCCACCGCCUGGAGCCUGGGCCGGAUCCGGAGCCACCGCAGCAGGUGCUGCAGUUUGUGCCCAUGGAGCUGCUGCUCGGUGGGCCACUGCCCGAGUUCCUGGGCGCCCUCAACCUCGCCGUUGCCAAGUACAGACUCCACCUGGCGAUCCAGGCGGCCACGUAGAUUGCUCGGUCCGCCGGAGCUACCUGUCCAGCGGCAUUCAGCGGAGGAGCAGCCAAUCGCGGAGGAGCCGCGCGGCAGCACGGUCCAACUGGCGGCAAAGCCCGCAGCGGUCCCACUGCCCCGGUGUUAGCUUUGCAGGGCAGGCUCGUCUGAAGCGGUCAGUAUGCGUGACGCGAGGAGUGAAUGUGGUCUAGUCAAGGUCACCUUGUGGUCGCGGAGAGCCAUCGCGAGGCUCUUAACCCGAGCUAGUGGAUGAGCAGAAGAAGAUGCCAGGGGAAAGUUUGACCUUGCAAUGGGUUUGAUACCCAAGAUCGCCUUGGGAAACGUCACGGGGCAGCUUGUGGGACCAGACUGGAGAUGGUGAUGCCCAAUGCCGAAGCUCGGUGGUGUUAAGCCUGAGGAUUGAACAGUCUGACGGGUGUUUGUGUAAAUAAUUCUUUCCACGUCUUUAACACACGGGGGACCACUUUGCACAACAUUGCGGCUCACGAGCCAGAUGUGACUUGGUGGUGGUGUUUGCAGCAGGAGCCGCUGUAAGCUUGCUGGCAGCUUUCUACCCUAAUGAGAGAUUACUCUUCUAAGUUAAUAUCCUUUUGCUGAGGUUCAAGUCAAGCAGAUAAUGGGUGAAAGGGAAGUGAUGUUGGAACAUUGCGUAGAGCCGUCACUGGGGUUAUAACCCAGCAGCUGGUUGGAUUUGCUUUGUUCCACUGGUUUGUCUUCCCAUUCCUGACUUGCGUCCCUCCACUACUUCCGUAGGUUAGGAAAUGAUUUUGUAGUAAUGAAGUCUGUGCUUUAUCAAGAGAGAGAGGAUCUUUGGGUGGGGGGGGGGUACAUCAGUAUGAAACACAACUCAUGGCAGUGGUGGGGUUACCGUCUUUUCUGCUUGGCCGUUGUGGUGAUGACCAUUAUACUGGAGGGGGGAGCAGUGCAACACAGAACCCGAGGGCCUACUGGAGGGUGUGUUUUACUUUAAGUACAUAUAACGGGCAGUGUUCUGUCCUGGUCCCGUUCCCACAAUUCCAUCAGUAGUACUGGCUGUUUUGCUUUAGGGUUUAGUGUGGGGACGGUGAGGUCUGAGGUGCACACCACAAGUCAGGAUAGUUCCUCUUCACUGUGUGUAGCAUUGCCGAAUGCCCCCCUAUGUCUGUAUAACAGUGACGUUACAUUUAAAACACUUUUAUGUUUAAAACUAAGGACUACACUUCUUCGCUCAAAUUUUUCAUUCCAUCUUAAUGUAUGGAGUAGCACCCUUCUGGUGGGAUAGUUUGUGGUCUUGUCAGACUAUGCCUGUGUUACAGUUAAGCUGCAUAAUGUUAAUGUGGUAUAAAAAGAGGGCCUAUGCAGGAUUUGGAAGCCUGGCCACUUCUCGUGCUGUGGUAGAGUUUGUGCUGAGCAGGACAGAUUGCAAAGUUGUAUAUUGUUGGUUAGCCUGAGACUCUUAUCAGGUUUAGUUACUUUGUUAUCCCAAUAAGUGUCUAUAGAUCUGUUUUACUUUAUACAAUAAAGGGCAGGCAGGGUAGUGUAGCGGUUAGCGUAACGCUAUUACAGCGCCAGCAACCUGGGUUCAAUUCCCGCCACUGUAAGGAAUUUGUAUGUUCUCCCUGUGUCUGUGUGGGUUUCCUUUGGGUGCUCCAGUUUCCUCCCACGUUCCAAAGACGUACGGGUUAGGAAGUUGUGAGCGUGCUAUGUUGGCGCCGGAAGUGUGGCGACACUUGUGGGCUGCCCCCAGAACACUCUACGCAAAAGAUUCACUUCACUGUGUUUUGAUGUACAUGUGACUAAUAAAGAUAUCUUAAUUGUAAGAAAGCUCUGCUGUAUGUCUUAUUUUUGCCCUGGUGCAUGAGAUUAUUUGUGAAGUCAUUGAAAAGUGUUAAUUUAAUUUUCAGAAGUUAGUGGUUUAAUCACAACUAUAACUCUAAACAGGGUAACAAAGUCUUGAGAGGGGACACACAUAUUUCAGGAUGUUGAGCAGUUCAAAGCUGUGUUCCUGUUAUGUAGGACAUGCAGCAGCCAGUUUUAUGAACACUCCCCUCAAAACAGCUCCAGGCUGGCUGGAGGAGCCUGUUCUGUGGCUGAGCAAUAAAUGUUGAGCAGAACACCACUCUGGAAUGGUGCGGGGGGCUCUUUGCAGCCGGGUUCUGUUUGCUUUGUCCAAAGUUGCAGCAGGGACGGACAAUAUUUUAAGGUAAGAUCUUUAUUAGUCACAUGUACAUCAAAACACACAGUGAAAUGCAUCUUUUGCGUAGUGUGUGCUGGGGGCAGCCCACAAGUGUCG
Messenger RNA from Pristis pectinata (smalltooth sawfish), 4610 nucleotides. RefSeq names its product cap-specific mRNA (nucleoside-2'-O-)-methyltransferase 2-like. Lineage: Eukaryota; Metazoa; Chordata; Chondrichthyes; Rhinopristiformes; Pristidae. The record is from RefSeq and is a predicted model, not a curated record. Gene Ontology annotation, biological process: 7-methylguanosine mRNA capping. Gene Ontology annotation, molecular function: methyltransferase cap1 activity. Gene Ontology annotation, cellular component: nucleus; cytoplasm.